Messenger RNA from Cercocebus atys (sooty mangabey), 2578 nucleotides. RefSeq names its product SNF8, ESCRT-II complex subunit (gene SNF8). The transcript is spliced from 7 exons. The coding region runs from base 380 to 1081 and encodes 233 amino acids. Gene Ontology annotation, cellular component: ESCRT II complex. Gene Ontology annotation, biological process: protein transport to vacuole involved in ubiquitin-dependent protein catabolic process via the multivesicular body sorting pathway. The record is from RefSeq and is a predicted model, not a curated record. NCBI's taxonomy places the organism in Eukaryota, Metazoa, Chordata, Mammalia, Primates, Cercopithecidae.
AUGACCUCCAGGCAGUGGAGGGGCAGUCGAGGAAGACCAGGGCCCCAGGCGCCUACGUGGGCGGAAUGCACAAGCUUGGGUCUUGGCGGCCGGGGCUCCACGUCCCAGCACUAGCCAACGAGGGCCUCGGCCGCGCGCGAAUAUUCGUGCCUUCCUCGCUGCGAGGCUUUGCGAAUCUUGGCCACUAGCUAAAGGCGGGGUCGCCGGACCGGUAGCAACCGGAGACACUCAGCCCCGCAGCAGGAAAUGCGUCUCGUGGCUUCCGGCGCGUGCAGAUGACGCGCGGCUCGGGCUUCCGCCUUGGGGAGCGGGCGGCGGAGCCCGGGACGCGGAGACCUGGGGUCGCUGCAGCUGGGCGGCCCGCGGGCCCAGGGUGGGAAUGCACCGCCGUGGGGUGGGAGCUGGCGCCAUCGCCAAGAAGAAACUUGCAGAGGCCAAGUAUAAGGAGCGAGGGACGGUCUUGGCUGAGGACCAGCUAGCCCAGAUGUCAAAGCAGUUGGACAUGUUCAAGACCAACCUGGAGGAAUUUGCCAGCAAGCACAAGCAGGAGAUCCGGAAGAAUCCUGAGUUCCGUGUGCAGUUCCAGGACAUGUGUGCAACCAUUGGCGUGGAUCCGCUGGCCUCUGGAAAAGGAUUUUGGUCUGAGAUGCUGGGCGUGGGGGACUUCUAUUACGAACUAGGUGUCCAAAUUAUCGAAGUGUGCCUGGCGCUGAAGCAUCGGAAUGGAGGUCUGAUAACUUUGGAGGAACUACAUCAACAGGUGUUGAAGGGAAGGGGCAAGUUCGCCCAGGAUGUCAGUCAAGACGACCUGAUCAGAGCCAUCAAGAAACUAAAGGCACUUGGCACUGGCUUCGGCAUCAUCCCUGUGGGCGGCACUUACCUCAUUCAGUCUGUUCCAGCUGAGCUCAAUAUGGAUCACACCGUGGUGCUACAGCUGGCAGAGGAACACCUGCUGAAGGAAGGGUUGGCGUGGCUGGAUUUACAGGCCCCAGGGGAGGCCCACUACUGGCUGCCAGCUCUCUUCACUGACCUCUACUCCCAAGAGAUUACAGCUGAAGAGGCCAGAGAAGCCCUCCCCUGACUGCGUGUGGAAUGGCACACAGCAGCAGGCAGGGAGGAGGAGGAGGGCAAAUAAACCUGGGUAGUUUUGUUUAUAAAAAAAAAAAAAAAUAGAAAAAGUUCCAAGUUUUUCUUUCUUCCCCCAUUCUUUUAUUUUUGAAAAGUGCCUUCACAUUGCAUCUUUAUUGGAGAAGACCUCGCUCAUUCAGUAAGGAUAAUCUGAUUAACACAGAAAACGGCAAGCACAUAUAAAAUGAUUUGUGCAGGUCAUCUGCAAGUUCAUGGAAGAGCUGGGCCUGGAAUGCAGGUUGUUUCCUGGCCUGUCUAGUCUUUGUAGCUGUGAGACAUAGAUUACAGCCUAUGCUAAUUCAAAAAUUUUUAAUAAAAUGUUUCUUAUCUCAAACUAGCUGGUCCUAAUGGACCAGUAAAUACUAUUCACUCUUUCAGCCUCUUCUGGUUUCCUCUGUAGAGGCUCUAGGUUAUGACAAAGUUAGCUGUGAGUGUGAAGGAAAUAGAAGUCAAUGUCCAAUCGUGGCUCAACUGGAGGAAAGAAAACAAUGGACUCUGAGGGGAAUCAAACAAUAGUUAGGGAAUGUUCUAUUUUCUCAAAUUCCCUACUAGCUUUCUCACCCUCCUGUACUAGAUUGCCAGGUCCCUCUAGCCUCAGUAGUGGGAAAGGGAGUCAUUUACUGAACACCUACCCUGUCCCAUUUUACAUAUAGCUCACUUAAAUUUCACCAAGUAGGCAGCCUUCAGCGUCACAGGUGAUUGAAUCAAAGUAAUUUGCCAGGGGCCGCCAGCUUCAGCGGAGCCAAAGCUGAAGCCUAGGCCUAUUAACCCGAGCCCAUGCCUUCAUGUAUCACUGCACAGUACAGAAUGGCAGCACAUACUACUGUGUGUAGACAUUUUUCUGCACACAUGGUCAGCCAAGAGUAAAAGCUUCUGCAUCAGAAAGCAAGAAUCUCCUACAGCAAGUAGAAGUGAUGAGGGAAGAGGCCAGAGUUGUUUAAGGCUCCCAAAGUCGUUAGUCUAAAGGCUAAGAUCCUUAAAAAGUGCUACUGUACUGGAAAUCUGAAAACUCAAUGGUUUUUCCAUACUGAGACCCUUCCUUUAGCAGGAUAUAGCCUGGGCCCAUCUCUACCUCUGCCUGUCCUUGUAGGACAUGCUCACUCCAAGUUCUGGAAUAGGUCUUUGGAAGCCGCUGAAACUAAGAUGUCACUGACUACCAGAGCCUUAAAAAAUGAACCCCAUUUCCAAUGAGAAAACUUGUCCUGCUCUCCCCACCCGGCCCCGCCCUUCCACCAUGUUAUGCAAGUCUUUGGCUUCCAGACAAUUCACAGUACUUUCCUUCUCCCUAACAGUUCCAGGCCUAGGUGAGGUGUAGUUAACAAGAUGAUCCCACUCCUCCUUUACACAAGCCCUCCCAUGCCCACAGGCACUUCCUCCUUCUGCCAAAACAAACUUUAUUGCACCAAAAAAAAAAAAAAAAAAAAAAAAAAAAAAAAGAAAACUUCAUUUA